UUAAAAGCAGCAUUAGUUUAAAAUAACAUUAGUUUAAAAAGUAAAAACUAACAAAAAAAAACGUCGCUUCACAUAAAACGAUCGAAAGUGCUAAAAAAUGAAAAGCAACUCACUCAUCCUAGCUAUAUUUAUUACAACUCUUUGCCUGCAAUACAGCCCUGCAGCGUCUGCUGAGGCUGCGGCGACAACCGACGGCGAUACCGAUUACGCAAGAGAUGACUACUACUACGAAGAUGAUGCGGACGCGGAUGAAAAUGACGACGGCGGCGGCGAGGAAGGCGACGACUACGAAGACGAGGUGUCAAACGGGGAGGCUGCAGAUAUGAAACCAGCAGAGCUGAGAGCACAACCGCCCUACUUUGUAGAACCGGAAGUGGAAAUCUACACACAACCCGCCCAAAGCUUGCUGAUCGAUUGUGCGGUACAGAAUAUACAAGCUAACAAUGUGAUUAUGUGGUACAAAGAUAAAAUUGUAAUCGCGACAGGACAAUUCGUUAUGUACCCCAAUGUGGAUGUGCUCAAGAAUAACUCGCUGAUCAUUAAGAAUGUCACAGUUAAGGAUGCUGGCGAUUACUAUUGUGAAGUAUUGCCCGAAAGGGUGCGCAUGCAUGCGCUGUUGGAGGUCGACGAAAGUUUGAUGAUAUUCUGCGAUGGACAAGAAGUGACUAACCGCAGCUUGGUAUUUCGUCAAGGCGAGCCACAUCAUUGCGAAUGCAAGUACUAUUCACUGGAAAAUGUGCAAAUCAAGUGGUUUAUAGAUGGCAAGCGCGCCGAAACCGUGGUGGAGCGCGUCUUGGGCGAACAACUCUACAUUGACAAUGUGGACACCAUACAUGGCGGCAUCUAUCAGUGUUUAGCCGAUGAUCGUUCGCAAGAGCCACCGCAUGCCAUGAUCAUUGUUGAGGUUGUUUAUGCGCCCAAAGUUUCCACUUAUCGGCAUUAUGUCAAUGCGGAGCAAGGUGGCGAUGCUGAAUUGUAUUGUGAUUAUGCUGCAAAUCCAGCUGCUGAAGCGAAGUGGCUGCGAAAUGAUAAAACGCUGGAGAAGUCAAGAAAAUACGCCUUCAAUCAGGUGACGCAUAAAGGACGCAAUCGCUCGAUCUUAACGGUGAUGAAUGUGCGCGCCAACGAUCUGGGCGAGUAUACGUGUCGAGUGCAGAACACAAUUGGAUACGAUGAGACAAAAGUGCAUAUCCUUUAUGAACCAGAGCAUCCACAGCUAGAGGAUAUGGAGAUCAAUGGUAGAACAGCAGUGAUACACUGGUUAGUGCGUAGCAUACAACCGCUUUCUGAGGCGAUAUUGGAUUACAAGCUAGCGGGUUCAUACACAUGGAGCAAGGUAUCUGUGGUGCAUACACACCGUCAUGCGGAUAGUAGCAUUUGGAAGGUGACUCAUGAAAUGGAACUCACACCGGGAAGCUGGCACGUGCGUAUGAGAGCGAAAAAUACAAUUGGUUGGUCGGCAUUUUCCGCACAACAUGAUUUCGUAAUCAAAGAUGAUGAUGAGAAUUAUGGUGAUAUUGUUGAUGCAGAUGAUUUGGAUACCGCCGAUGCGCCGGGUAAUAUGAUAGCGGUGGCAAGUUUUGGUGGCAGCUCAAAGAGUACGAACAGCAGUGGUGUAGUGCGCAGUAUUUCACACACAAUGAUUGCCGUCAGUGGCGCUUGCAUGCUUUUUAUGUUCCAAGUUGGGUGUUAGACUAUACAAAAAUUUUGUAAAUAUUUAUGUUUAUGCGCAUAAAAAAGUAUUUUAAUUUACGCUAUAUAAAAUAUUUAUUAAUUCAACUACAUAUGUGAAUGUUGUAAAAAGAUCCUAUAUUUAUAUGUAUAUAAGCGAUACAAUGGUGCCAAACAUAGAACUAUUGAAAGAAAUGUAUUUGUAUAACGAGUCAGAAACAUAUAUUUUAAAUAGGCCAUAGUAAAAUAGAGUUUAUUCAAAAAAAAAAUACGUGUACACUAGACCGUACCACACCUUACAAGCAAACAACACAAAAAGGUCGCCAUACAUCCCUGAGUGUAAAGUAUUUUUGAAAGGCAAUUGCGAAAUUUUUGUCGGCGAACGAAGAUGUCGCCUUUUUACAUUUUUCGAUACCUAAAAUUUUUCAAUAUUGAUAAGUCACUCAGGUCUAGUGGAUAGGCACUAGGACGGAGUACUUUAGGUCAAUGAACUUUGGUACAAAAAAAAUUUUUCUUUGACGAAAAAUGUAAAAAGAGGACCCCACCGUUCCGCCAAAAAAAAAAUGAUUUCUGUUUGUAAUUGACUUGCAAAAAUACUUUUUAGACUCAAAUGUGUACUGCGAACUUUUUUGGUAGGGUGACCCUACUAGGGUCUAAUGUACAUACAUACAUACAUAUUAUGUAUAAGUGACUGUGCCGUAAAAGAGUGCCAAAAUAUGUUAUAACUUAUAAGCAUAUAUAUAUAAAUACAAAUUAAAACAUCGGCUAAGGCCAUUGAAAAUGUCCAUAAUUACGUUUCUUACGGAUGUAUGCAUUAAGCAGGGUUUACAAUGUUAGCUUGUAGUUGAAAGUGCUUUUUUCAAUUUUUUCUAUUUCAUUUGUACAUGAACUUCUAAAAUGAAGACAAUUUUAAGAGAAGCGCUCUACCCUCCCUUAAAGUAUUUUUUAGGAGAGUUGGCAUCAAAACUUCAAAGUGUUAAGAAGAUUCACGAAAAAAACAUAUCAAACAUAUUCACUACAACAAAAAAUUCUGUGCAAUUACAAAUUGUUAUUAGUGUAAGUAGUUUUAGUUGAAAGUUUAGGGACUUAAACAAAGUUCCUAGUAUCUAUGCAAAAGAAUAAAUGUUUGUGUACAUGUAUUAAUGUAUGUAAUUUCGAAAACAACAUUUUUUAAACUUCCAACUUGUGGCCAGUACAAUAAAUUUUCUUAAUUUUGUUUAAGUACCUACUGAAAUAUUGUAGGCACGAGGGAAGGUCGAAAAGUUCUUAGCCUAAGUACCUUUAAGUGUCAUUAAUGUCUUGAACUGCGUGUCGCUAAUUGCUAAUAUCCUUGGUAGUAUAAAGACCGUAUUUCAUGUCAUUAAAAUCAUUGCGCAUUCAGUAAUUGAGCGUAAACAUCACCAUGUCUGAGUCAUCUACAGAGCAGAGCUGUCAACAAAUUCCUCAAAAAGAAGAACAAAACGCUGACGGAAAUAUUUUGAAGAGAUGUUUACAGUGUAUGGGGAGUCUGGCAGAGACCAAAAGUGCGACAAGUGGUUGUCGAGAAACGGAGAGAAAUAAGUCCUGAAGACCGUGCACACUGCGCGAGUUGCAAGGCGCGCUCUGGACGAGACUGGAUUUGAAGAAAUCAACCACCCACCACACAGUGCAGACCUGGCCCCCAGCGAUUUGAUGAAAAACCUUCGAGGGCGAAAAUUUUCGAGUGAAGGAGGAAUGAAGGUGGCGGCAGUAGACGAGCAUUUUGAAGACAAAGGCGGAGAAUAUUUUUUUACAGGGUUCAAAGCCCUUUAUUAUAAAUGUAAGAAAUGCAUUGAAGUGAAGGGAGAUUAUACUAUAGAAA
This is a messenger RNA of Rhagoletis pomonella (apple maggot), 3511 nucleotides long. Its product is annotated as neural cell adhesion molecule 2-like. Gene Ontology annotation, biological process: synapse organization; homophilic cell-cell adhesion. The transcript is spliced from 7 exons. NCBI's taxonomy places the organism in Eukaryota, Metazoa, Arthropoda, Insecta, Diptera, Tephritidae. Gene Ontology annotation, molecular function: protein binding; axon guidance receptor activity. Gene Ontology annotation, cellular component: axon; neuronal cell body; plasma membrane. The record is from RefSeq and is a predicted model, not a curated record. Bases 98 to 1693 code for a protein of 531 amino acids.